Messenger RNA from Xiphias gladius (swordfish), 3677 nucleotides. It is a transcript of the gene tdrd5, whose product is annotated as tudor domain containing 5. Gene Ontology annotation, biological process: spermatogenesis. The transcript is spliced from 21 exons. NCBI's taxonomy places the organism in Eukaryota, Metazoa, Chordata, Actinopteri, Istiophoriformes, Xiphiidae. The record is from RefSeq and is a predicted model, not a curated record. Bases 353 to 3100 code for a protein of 915 amino acids.
CACACGAAGCUCGGGCGAGUUCCGUGCGAGUUUUUUCUUUUCUUUUGAGCUUGUCGGUCAUCGUCGCUCCUUCGUUCGCGGUGCCGCCACAGUAACGCCGUUACUUUGCUACACAGCAACAGAGUGGAGGCGAGAGUGGAGGCUAAUCAGACGGAAGGCCGCCACGUCGUGGGAGGGUGCAGCAGAGAUCCUGAGGACUCGGGGCAGCGGCAUCCAAUUUGCCGGACUACAUGGUCAAGCCUACAGAGCUUCUCGCUUCUCCAAGAUGGAGGCGAAUGUCAACUUCUGCUAAUUUAACUGUUAGCCAUGUCCUGACGGCCAACAUGUGUCUGUGCGGAUCACAACAGGCAAGAUGAACCAGGAAGAGGUAUUGGCAAAGCUGAAGAAGGAUGUUCGCUCCUUGCUCAUUUCAUCCAAGAUGGGCCUGGACCCUGAUCAGCUCAGGCGAGACUAUGUCGCAAUGUUAGGGCAUCCCAUACCCCUGAAACUCCUGGGCUUCAGAAGUGUUAUGGAUAUGGUGAAGGAGAUGCCAGACGUGGUGUCUGUUAAAUUCAGGACAGACGGUAGCACAUUCUUAAAGGCUGUUGGGGAUGAGUCCACCCGGAAUAUUGAGGAGCUGGUAGCCAAGCAGCGCACAUCUAAGGCCAAAAAGAAAGUCAGGAGGGGCACUGUAAGCUACUUCUCGCCCCGCUACUGUCACCUGUCCCCCUCUGUGGUCCUUCCUAGAAGAGGCCAGGCUCUUCCAGCUCUCCCUGCCCAGCUCAGGGCACAGCUCCGCCUCCUGCUCUCCCAGGGUCCUCUCAGGUUGUCUGAGCUGGAGGCCAGCUUCCUGCGCUGCUUCGGCCACCCUUUGCGUGUCCACAAUUAUGGCUUCUACUCCACUGGAGAGAUGCUGGAGGCAGCGACGGACCUGAUCCUCAUCCAACAGGGCAGACUGGGCUCAGUUCUGAAACUGAGGGAACACAUGCUACCCAGGCCUCUGCUCAGACCAUCUAGUUCCUCACAAAGGACUGGACCUAUAAAACCGGAAUCGAAAAAAACUGACAAACCAGCAUCCAAAGGGCCUGACACCAGAGCUCAGACAGCGACAAUACCCCCAGUCCCAGUGAAGCAGAGUCCUCUGAACCAGCCUUCUACUGAGAUUACCUUGGGCCCUGUCUGUAAAAAGUCAACAACUGUCAAUAACAUGCCAAAACCAGAGAAUAAACCAGAGCUCUGCCAGGAAGGCGGCUUUUUUCAGAAACGUGUCCUCAAGGUCUUGCUGCAUAAUCUGGAUAUACAAAUAAAACCUAAUCAGAUGCUGGAAGAGGAGCUACGCCAGCGAAUCCUGGAGAAUGGAUUAGCUGGCACCAUUAGUCAGGAGCUGAAGGACAAGUUGAGAAAGGUUGUAGGUCAGACCUGCGGUGGAUUAUCAGUGCACGAUCUGCCUGAUGAGUAUAAGAGGCUUUUUGGUGAGGAGCUGCCACUGCUACAGAAUGGCUUUGUCAGUGUCACUGAGCUGGUCGGAGCCAUGAGUGACAUCUUCCACCUGAAACCUGCAGGGGGUGACAAGGGACAACACUGGAUAGUCAUGGUCAUACAGGACAGUGACAGUACACACUCAGACUCAAGGGAAACUGGGAAUUUUGGUAACGGUGUGAAGCCGUCAUUUAGGAGCUACUACUUCAGCUCUGGAGAGUCUCCUUGGGAAGGCAAACCGGAAGCGGACGAUGACGAUAAUGUCACAGCAGAUGACAAGAAUGAGGAGCUGGAGACCAGUAAAAAUUCCAAGACCCAAGAAAUGAUGUAUCCUGCCAUUCAGGUGCAUUGCAGGCCUGCUUUUCCCCUGGAUGCCCUGCAAGGUGAACGCCUCAGACCGCCGAUGCACCAUGGUGCUCGAGAGCUGGUAGAAGUCCAGGUGGAACAAGUGGAGUCGCCAGGACGUUUCUACAUCCGCUUCAGCGAGAGUGAGGAGGCGCGAGCUAUGGAGGACAUGAUGAUUGAGAUGAGGCGAUGUUACACCUGUCCUGAGGUGUCAGAGCGCUACUGCCUCCCUGAACAAUUUGUUCGACGGGGUCAGGUCUGCUGCAUGUCACCUAAAGGAAUGUGGUUCUACCGGGUGGUGAUCCAUCAGAUCAUCAGCCCCACUCAAGUUGAGGUCUACUAUGUCGACUUUGGUGAUAUAACCAUUGUGCAGAGUGCCAAGCUCAAGUUCCUCAAGUCAUGUUAUUCGGUUCUUCCAGCACAAGCUGUUCCAUCAUCACUCGCUGGAAUCAAACCCACCGCUGGCAGCUGGACUGCUAAGGCCACAACUUCUUUCCAGAAACUGUGCUCUGAUCGCACCCUGGUGGGCGCUCUGGAUUGUUACACUGGAGAUGUGCUGCAGCUGUACCUGUGCGACACACAUACUGAUAACGACAUCUACAUCCACACUGUCUUGCUGAGCCAGGGACACGGGACACCCUGCAGCCCUGCAGCCAGUGCAGCACUGUGUGUCCAGGUGACUCCAGUGAGUCUCUACCUGGGGGAUGGAAUGGUUGACCUGCCGGAGGUAAUAGACAAGAUGACCUCCUGCCCUAAGACAACAAACACUCCUGAACAGUCCAUGUCGACCACACCGAAGGCAGAAGAGGAAGAAUUGCCCGCCCUGGAGUUUAUUGAGGACAAUGAGGUCAGCACCCACAUCCAGGGUAAGCAGGCCAACCCAUUCAGUGCUCUGCUAAAUGACCAAACCCUCAGCUGUAGUGAAUUGGGCUGGGCCUUGACCAAUGAAUCUGCUCCUACUAACCCUACAAGUCCCGCUUCCAGCCCUCUCGCCCCUCCAGAUCUGAUCCAGUCCAAGACAACCCGAGCUCACUGUAAAGCUGAUCUUAAAACGAUGGGCAUGACUCCUCCACCAGCUCCAUCCAGCAUUAUUUCCAGGUACUGCUGGCUGACACAAGGAGAGAAGCAGCACCAGCCAAAGGUCACUGCCCCCUCGUUGGUCAGGCCAAUUCCAAUCCUGAGGACCCUGAGCCUCCACACCCCUAACCUGGGUCAAAUCAAGGACUGCACUCAGGGUGUACCUGUUUCUCCGCUCCACCUGCGAAACAUCCUGUUUCCUUUGUUUGGGGCCAGGUAGGUCAUGCCUCCGAAAUUCCACCCCAAACCAACUCCCAACCCAAAUGCCUUAAUGAGUCAAAACACGAAGGAAUAUUUACAGUGAUCCUUAAUAACUAAACAGCUGAUAAAAUAUAAUGACACUCUUGGAGAAUCCAGUUUAGGAAUCAUUUUGUCACCAAGGACUUGUGUUAUGCACUGACUUGUAAAUAGUGUGAAAAUCAUUUUUAUUAGAAGUUCAUUUUCAUGUCAUUUUAUUCUCAUGUAGCUCAGUUAAAUUGUAUGUUAGGCUCUGUUAGGUUGAUAUUUUUGUAAUCGUAGCACUAACAGCUUGUUCUUGGAAGAUAAACACAAAAAUAUUGGAAAAUGGAUGGCUGUUCUUUUGUAAAUGUGAAUAAACUUGUCAAUGCUUUUUGUUCUACAAAUACUUUUUUGUAUGAGACAAGCUUUUUAUCAUUUUCUCAGAGGCCAUCAAGAUGUGUUAAAUGGUUUGACUUCCUUUUACAUAUUAGUGUUGUUCUGGACAGGGGUUAAAACACUUCAAAAUGCUGUUGUAAUGAACAUUACAGAAAGAUGUGAGUCAUGACAAAGGUAAUUUU